GCCAUUUCUGAUGAUGUCAUUGAAUGCGACGACCAGGCGCCGCUGUGUUAGCAUGUUGUGCUAAGUUUGCGAAAUAAAGAAGAUCCUCACUCUCGGUUGAUAUUUAAUUACAGGAGAACCAAUGUCUCUUUACGAUGAUUUGGGGGUCGCUACCAGCGAUGCAAAGACUGAAGGAUGGUCAAAGAACUUCAAACUGCUUCAGUCUCAGCUAAAAGUGAAAAAAGCUGCUCUUACACAAGCAAAGACUCAGAGGAUGAGGCAGUCCACUGUUCUGGCCCCAGUCAUUGAUCUGAAGAGAGGAAGUGCUGGAGACGACAGACAAAUUUCAGACACACCUCCACAUGUAGCAGCAGGGUUGAAGGACUCCGCGCCAGCUGGCUUUUCCGCAGGUGAUGUUCUAAUCCCGUUGGCAGAUGAAUAUGAUCCUAUGUUCCCCAAUGACUAUGAGAAAGUGGUGAAAAGACACAGAGAGGAACAGCAAAGGCAGAGGGAGCAGGAGCGCCAAAAGGAGAUCGAGGAGAGGGAGAAGAAGCGUAAGGAGCGUCAUGAGGGAGGAGCCCCCAGUGGAUUUUCGCGGUUCCCCACAGAGGCAGACUCUGACGAGGAAGAAGAGUAUGAGAAAGAGAAGAGGAAGAGGAGUAUGGGUGGAGCUGCUAUUGCUCCUCCAACAUCUCUGGUGGAGAGGGACUCAUCAUACUCAUAUGAUGAUGAGGGUCGUCAGAGGUCCAAAGCAGCAAUUCCACCCCCUAUUUAUGAAGACUCAGAGAGACCCCGCUCUCCUCCAGGACCCACGAGCUCCUUUCUGGCCAACAUGGGAGGGACAGUGGCUCAUAAGAUCAUGCAGAAGUACGGCUUUCGUGAGGGCCAGGGCCUGGGGAAGCAUGAACAAGGUUUGAGCACGGCUCUGUCAGUGGAGAAAACCAGCAAACGUGGCGGCAAAAUCAUCAUCGGAGACUCAACGGAAAAGACUUCAGGAUCCAGUCAGAAUGUGGCUGACACACCUGGCUCUAUUUCAGGAGCAUCAGCAGAUACGUCAAAGAAAAAUGAGGUCAACCCUCUGACGGAAAUCCUCAAAUGUCCUACGAAAGUGGUUCUAUUGCGGAAUAUGGUGGGACGAGGAGAGGUGGAUGAAGACCUGGAGGCGGAGACGAAAGAGGAGUGUGAGAAAUAUGGCAAAGUCGUCAAAUGUGUUAUCUUUGAGAUAUCAGAUGUGGCGGAUGAUGAAGCAGUGAGAAUAUUCCUGGAGUUUGAACGGGUCGAGUCAGCAAUUAAAGCUGUGGUGGAUCUGAACGGAAGGUAUUUUGGAGGUCGAGUGGUGAAGGCCUGCUUCUAUAACCUGGACAAAUUCCGAGUGCUUGACCUGGGAGAGCAGGUGUGAGUCAUUCAGUCCCUCACACCUCACAGUCACCUCCCUCACUUCAGCGAUGUUAGUGAAAACACCAGGAAAAACCCCUGUGUGAUCCUCUGUCUGUACAUAACAAGAAGAGCUUUUAUACGCCGUUUCCUGGUCUGUUUUUUUUUUCUCAUGUCUCAUUUGUUUUUGAGGAUUAUUUAAUCUGCAGUUGGACAUAAUUUCUUGUUUUUGCUCAUUUGUUGGUUGAUUGUCUACAUCAAUUGAAUGUGUACUGAACAUCUCUAAUCUUUUUUGGAAAAGAAGCAGUAGUGUGUUGUACAAACCAGUAAAUAAACAGUGUAUUUUAGAAACCCA
Messenger RNA from Colossoma macropomum (tambaqui), 1708 nucleotides. It is a transcript of the gene rbm17, whose product is annotated as RNA binding motif protein 17. The transcript has 13 exons. Gene Ontology annotation, biological process: alternative mRNA splicing, via spliceosome; mRNA cis splicing, via spliceosome. The record is from RefSeq and is a predicted model, not a curated record. NCBI's taxonomy places the organism in Eukaryota, Metazoa, Chordata, Actinopteri, Characiformes, Serrasalmidae. The coding region runs from base 122 to 1378 and encodes 418 amino acids. Gene Ontology annotation, molecular function: RNA binding. Gene Ontology annotation, cellular component: precatalytic spliceosome.